Cuscuta campestris is the source of this 1640-nucleotide messenger RNA. The record is from the annotation of a GenBank genome assembly. Lineage: Eukaryota; Viridiplantae; Streptophyta; Magnoliopsida; Solanales; Convolvulaceae.
CUUGCCCUACAGUUAAAUUAUUUCUGGUAGGAAUAAAUUCCAAUUGUAACAAUUUACAACUCUGGUUGGAUGAUCUGAUUUUAUUUAUUGAUCCUACCGCAGUGCCCUAAGUCUCUCAUCCUUAUGACCAAGACUUAGUUAAGACUAACCCGGGGCGAGUCAGUACCCUAGUUACGGGUUUCGCGCCUAACCAACGUAAACCGGGCGUCUCACUUGGGUGAGUCCGUUACCGAUCUAAAUUGGGUUUGACGAGUGACGGGGCGUCGGGGUGGCACAGACUUAAAAUUAUGAGGGAUUUAUAACGCAGUCUUGCCUAUGGCAUACACCGCGCAGGAAAGAUGCCAAGGUGCAAGAACCCUACCUUGCGUCAAGAAUCGGCGGCGGAAGAAGAGGACCGUCCAUGGCGUCGUGACGGCACCAAGUACAUUCCCAUCCAAACCGGUCUCGCCUUCAACACUGGAGCAUCGGUCGAGAGAUUCGACAACAUCUUUCUCACGAAGGAGAUCAUUCCACCGAAGAUUGUGGACAAGGACCUCUUCCAGAUGGCAACCUAUGCCCCGAGCAAGUCACUUUUCUCUCAGCAAGGUUUGCUCCAUUUCAUUCAUUUGACGUAUGAAUUCUUUUGUCCAAAUCUUAUACAUCAAUUUUACUCUAAUCUUUGUACCACUUUGGGAGACUCUCCAUCUCUCAUCUCUUAUGUUGACGGAAAAACUAUUUUUGUUGACGGUGACGGUUUGACCACUCUCUUUGGCCUUCGUAGAGGUGAAAUUACUGAUAAAUUGGAUGAAACAUUCCAAGAUGAGGCAAUUUGGAAACAACUCGGGUUAGAUCAUCGUGACCUCAAGUUUAGAAAUUCUAGCAACCCGAGUGGCAUUAACCUCACUUUGAUUCAACGCAUCCAACAAUACAUCUUCUCUUAUGUUUUGUUGCCCCGUGAUUCGAACCAUGGCGUUGUCAACAAGGACGACAUUCGAUUGUUUCACGUCCUGUUGAACAAUGUCAACUUUGAUUGGGUUCAUUUCUUUCUCGUUGCAUUUAGUGAUGGUACUCGCUUUUCACAUCUUCGUUUUGUCAUCCCUAUCAUGCAUAUCCUUGCUCACUGCAAAGUGGACCUUACUCGGAACACUCGGGUGCUGGUGAAGAAGACUUGUUUCAUCAAGGACACCAAGUUCACCCGGACUAUCUUCCUUAAAGAAACAACCGGCGAGCAAAAUCUAGACCUGGUUGUUGCAGACGAAGAGGAGAGCGAGAACGAAGCAGAGUCAUCUCGUGCCGGAGGAAGCCGAACCACGGAACGCGUCACCUCAGGAUGACUCGUUUCGAGCAAUCCCGAUCCUUCCGUAGUCUGCGUCACAGCUUUAGCGGAGGAGCUCGUCCGACACAUUCUCUUUGAUUCUGUUGACGUUGUUUUUGUGAUGACUUAUUAUGAUACGUUAUUAAUUGUUAUUGUUUCUAUGACUCUUUUGGUGGAUGAUGAUGUUGCUUUAAUUUGUUGUUAAUUGGUUUAUGGUUGAUGUUAAUUAUCAUUGUGUAUUGAUAUCAUUGUUGGUUUGGCAAUAUUGUUUUUUUCAAGAACAUAUUAUUGUCCCUUUGUGGCUUUUUGUUAGGAGUUCUCUUUUAAAGAAAACUCUUACAAUUUU